Molecule: messenger RNA, 1099 nt
Organism: Ziziphus jujuba (common jujube)
Lineage: Eukaryota; Viridiplantae; Streptophyta; Magnoliopsida; Rosales; Rhamnaceae
Exons: 1
Coding region: 118-666 (182 amino acids)
Source: RefSeq, a predicted model, not a curated record
UUAAAAAAAAAAAAGUCUGUAAGAAAACGGUGGAGAGAGAGAGAGAGAGAGAGGUACAAGAGAGUUUAUAGCCUCCUUAAACUCUCAGAAGAAGAGAGAGAGAGAGAGAGAAACAGAAUGGAAUCCAUGGCAGAGGCACAAGCUGUAAAUCCACCAUUACCAGAGCUCAUACUGUCACUAGAGCAAGCUGCUCUAAUGGCGAAGCAACUUCCCACAACAACCGACCCAACCCAUCACUUCCAAAUAUACUCUUCCCUCCACCAAACCCACCACCACCUCUCCACCUUCCUCUCUCGAACCACCCCAUUAUUCCCUCAGCCUCUCCACCUUGCUCCCCCCGCCGAGAAUUCCCUCUCCUCCGCCACCGGGGCCGUCGCCGGCGGUGACAACGGCAACGAGCCGAUGCAGGUCGGUGACGACAACGGCUACGACGAUGAUGUCGGAGAGGGUAAUUCCAAAGGAAACACUGUCGACAGGGUCGAAGAGAAGAUGAAGGAUUGCUUCAUCAAGAAUAAGCGGCCGAAGCGACCGCUCUCGCCGUCGGCCGCGGCGUUGGUGGAGGAGAGAAGGUUGAAUGAUGGGGGGUUUAUUGGAGGAUUCAUGGGUUUUGAUCCUCAUGCCACCAGGUUGAAGGCUUUGGACCUUGUGUACCAGUUUCAUGGCUGAGAAGAAAACACUGUUUUCUGAAAACCGAAAGCAAAAACAUGAAAAACAAAAAUUGUUGAAAACUCAAUUUUUUGGGGCAACAUUUUUGUUUUUUAUUUUAUCUUUGAGAAGAGAAAAGUUGUUUUCCUUAUAGGAUAUAAAAGGUAGAUGCUGGAAUACAAUACCUUUGGUUGAGAUUUCUUUUGGGAAAUUUUCCAUGACUUUACUCUGGGUUCAAGUUCUAUGACCCUUUGUGCUUUGAUAUGAGAAAGUAGAGUUUUUUUUUUUUUUUUUUUUUUUUUUUUUUGGGGGUUCAGAUUUCACUUUUGUAUUGCAUUUGGGUUACACAGUUUAGAGAGAGAAUACAUUGAUGUUUUUUUUUUUGUUUCAUAUUUUAUGUUUUGGAUUUAAGGAUAUUUAUAUAAAAUUGAAAACUUUUGACUGUUUCAUCUGA